This is a messenger RNA of Zingiber officinale, 2699 nucleotides long. RefSeq names its product casein kinase 1-like protein HD16. The record is from RefSeq and is a predicted model, not a curated record. Gene Ontology annotation, cellular component: cytoplasm; nucleus. The coding region runs from base 324 to 2465 and encodes 713 amino acids. NCBI's taxonomy places the organism in Eukaryota, Viridiplantae, Streptophyta, Magnoliopsida, Zingiberales, Zingiberaceae. Gene Ontology annotation, molecular function: ATP binding; protein serine/threonine kinase activity. The transcript has 16 exons. Gene Ontology annotation, biological process: peptidyl-serine phosphorylation; endocytosis; signal transduction.
AAUGUGUCUUCUUUAUUUCCCUUCGCAUAGGCUUCCUCGAAUCCCCCAAUCUUGCUGUUCCCUGGUCCGGUGAUCGAGCCUCCGUCGAUUGAUCGACAAGAAGGGAGCGAUUAGUUUUCUCCUGCGCUAGCUGCUUGCACCCCCAUCUCUCGGAUCGCAUCGAAGCCCUAACGACCGGAGGAAAAUCUGCCGAUCACCAACUGUUUCCGGUGGCGUUGGGUGUAUUUGAAGAUUUGAGGGUCGGAAUGGGCAGGAAAUCGGAACUAAAUUAAGGGGAUAAUGGUCGAAUUGUGGUCGCUUUGGCGCGAUUGCAUGGGUGAAGAAUGCCAGUCUUGCGGAGCAGGGAGCGUCGUGGGGGCCGUGCUCCACCUCCGCCGCCUGUAGAUCGUACUUUGAGGAACACCAGGGCGCGGGCCGCGGCCAAGAAUAGCAAUCCCGGGCCUGCCGGGGUUGCUGCUGGAGGAAGCAGGCGUGGAAGGGGUAGGGCUCCGUCGUCAGCGGCGAGGGGGAGGCAGAGGGUGAGAUCUUCCACAGGUAGGUUGGUCUUUGUUGAGGAGUGGGAGGCGAAGGAGUCGGAUCAAUUGAAGGAGGUGGUGGUAUUGAAAGAGGAGACGAAAGGAAAAGGGAGGGAAAAACAAGCAGAAGAAGUAAAAGCGAAGGAAAUGAUGGGUGAUGAUAGUGGUGGAUUGAGCGCCAAUAGGGUCGCUGGACAGGAAGAGGAAGGGAACACUACUCCGUUCCCUGAAAAGGUCCAAGUUGGUGGUUCACCCAUAUAUAAGGUUGAGAGAAAGCUUGGGAAGGGUGGAUUUGGCCAGGUUUUUGUUGGUCGGAGAGUCUCUGGAGGCAUUGAACGAUCAACAGGUCUUAAUGCCAUGGAGGUUGCUAUCAAAUUUGAACACAGAACUAGUAAAGGCUGCAACUAUGGCCCUCCUUAUGAAUGGCAAGUUUACAGCGCUCUUGGUGGUAGCUAUGGAGUCCCUAGGGUACAUUAUAAAGGCCGGCAAGGCGACUACUACGUAAUGGUUAUGGACAUGCUGGGACCUAGUCUAUGGGAUGCUUGGAAUUCUUCAGGUCAAGCGAUGUCCUCAGAAAUGGUUGCUUGCAUUGCUGUUGAAUCCAUCUCAAUUCUUGAAAGCAUGCAUUCAAAAGGAUACGUCCAUGGUGAUGUGAAGCCUGAAAAUUUUCUGCUCGGGCAACCGUCAACCCCUCAAGAGAAAAAGUUGUUUCUUGUGGACCUUGGAUUAGCUACUAGAUGGCGGGAUGCUAGUAGUGGUGUUCAUGUUGAUUAUGACCAACGGCCUGAUGUGUUUAGAGGAACUGUUAGAUAUGCUAGUGUUAAUGCACAUCUAGGAAGAACGGCAAGCAGGAGGGAUGAUUUGGAGUCCCUUGCUUACACACUAAUUUUCCUUCAUCGAGGAAGGUUGCCAUGGCAAGGAUACCAGGGUGACAACAAAUCAUUUUUAGUUUGCAAGAAAAAGAUGGCAACAUCUCCAGAGAUCCUAUGUUGCUUGUGCCCUCCAGCAUUUAAGCAAUUUCUUGAGAUUGUAGUUAACAUGAAAUUUGACGAGGAGCCUAACUACACAAAACUUAUUUCUCUAUUUGAUGGAUUAAUUAGUCCAAAUCCAGCAGUUAGGCCAAUUAGCAUUGAUGGUGCUCAAAAGGUCGGUCAAAAACGUGGUAGAUUGACCAUCGAUGAUGAAGAAGAGAAUCAACAAAAGAAGAAGAUUCGUUUAGGUGUACCUGCCACCCAGUGGAUUUCUGUGUACAAUGCUAGGCUUCCAAUGAAACAAAGGUAUCACUACAAUGUGGCUGAUGCACGUUUGGCACAGCAUGUUGAGAGAGGAAAUGAGGAUGGUCUGCUUAUUAGUUGUGUUGCAUCUUGUUCUAACCUGUGGGCCCUUAUUAUGGAUGCUGGAACUGGUUUCACAUCUCAGGUUUAUGAGUUGUCUCCAUUUUUCCUUCACAAGGAAUGGAUUAUGGAUCAAUGGGAGAAAAACUACUAUAUCACCUCACUUGCUGGUGCUAAUAACGGAAGUUCACUUGUAGUGAUGUCAAAAGGCACCCAAUACACGCAGCAGUCUUACAAAGUAAGUGAAUCCUUUCCCUUCAAAUGGAUAAGUAAGAAGUGGAAAGAAGGAUUCCAUGUCACAUCCAUGGCAACAGCUGGCAGCCGAUGGGGUAUUGUCAUGUCACGGAAUGCUGGUUUUAAUGAUCAGGUUGUUGAAUUAGAUUUCCUAUACCCAAGUGAGGGCAUCCACAGGCGAUGGGACAGUGGAUAUCGCAUUACUUGUAUGGCUGCCACUUGGGAUCAGGCUGCACUGAUCCUCAGUGUGCCUAAGCGGAAGCCUGGUGAUGAGACUCAAGAGACCCUACGGACAUCAGCAUUUCCGAGCGCUCAUGUUAAGGACAAAUGGGCGAAGAAUCUAUACCUCGCGUCGAUUUGCUAUGGUCGUACUGUAUCAUGAUACUUGUUGAGUCGCUGUGGUUAACCUGACCACAAACUAAAAGAUUGGAAGGCAGAGAGGGACUUUGGAUACCUUGUUUUUGUAGACAGCUGUCACAUUUAACAUACACGUCAGCCAAUGUUUGUGUGAUUUACUAUAUUUAUUUACUUAUGUACCAUCGUAGAUGUACACACGGUGUCACACUCGUCUUGGGUAUGUUAUUUCUGUAUUAUAAUAAGUCGUCAGAUUUGGGAA